GAGGUUCCCAUGUAGAUUCUUCGUCGGGGUAUCCGGUCCAUUUGACUUUGUAUUCAGUGAUUGGUUCCGGAUGAUCAGAUACCUGAGUGGUUCGUCGGCCGAUGAUGGUUUCGACAACGAAUUCAGGGCCUGUGGGUAGCAUGAUUGGUGGAGGUCUAGGAUAUGAGCGGUCGGCGAACUGGAGCGGAGAUUCAUGGUGUGAGUUUCUGGAGGCGGCGGGGUGGAGAGGAAGAAGGCGGUCGAGAGGCACRAUCCUGGCGUUCCAUCCGUAUAAGGUGGGCGGUCUGGAGGUCCUCGAUGGUGAAUUGGGAGGGGUCGAGARAGGCAGUGUCGAAGUCGUCAUCGGAGGUGGGUUGAGUGGUGUYGUUAUGGAAAAAGAGGGGGCGGGAGGGAGCGGGCGCGGACUGGUGAUGGGGGUGGAGGAGUCGAUCGUGGUGAAGCAUGCGACAGAGGAGGUCAGCAAGGGGCAUGUCGGGUUCGUGGGCGAGGGCGGUGGCAAGAUCUUUGUGGCAUACUCGCUUGAUGCGGGAGAUGAACGCAAAGUCGGGAAUGACGGUGGUGGGGAGGUGAUGGCGGACGGAGCGGAUGUAUUGGACGAAGCGGUCUGUGGGACCGGUUUGGCGGAGGUGGCAGAAUUGUUCGAGGUUGUCGUCAAUGGUUUUCUGGGGGCGGAAGGUGGCAGCGAGAAGUUUGGCCCAUUGGAGGAAGGAGUGACGUGGUACUCCAGAGGCUCGGCGGUUGCUCACUUCAGCCAUCCACCAUUUGGCGGCAUUGCCGAGGAGGCGGGAGGUGGCAAUGGGGAGCCAGUGGGCAAGGGGCAUAUGGUGGAGGUGAAAAGAGUUUUGGAGCUGGGUCAGGAAGAGGAAAACGUCCUCGUGGGGGAGGCCGGAGAAGGACAUGAUUUCGCCGGAUCGGAAGGAACGGGGGAUUUCCCCGUCGCGGUGAACGAUCUGCGAGAGGGUGUUGAAGCUGAGGUUAUCGGGGGUGGUGUCGUAGCAGGUGUGGUCGAUUUGGUUGUUGUCCUCAAGGAGGUGGUUGGGGGGGAGUUGUGGCAUUGCGGGGUAAACCCCCGAGGUGGCUUGGGAAUAGGUGGGACGGAUGGUGGGGAUGGUGGAGGUGGUCAUGAUGGGUUGGGAGAGGGUUUGGGAGUGCGGGGGGGGGAGGGGUGACAUGGAUGGGCGAGGAAUGAGGCGGUGUUCUGGAUGCGCCGGAUGAGGGAGGAGGUGGAGGGAACGGAACGAUGGUGGGGAUUG
Chara braunii is the source of this 1253-nucleotide messenger RNA. NCBI's taxonomy places the organism in Eukaryota, Viridiplantae, Streptophyta, Charophyceae, Charales, Characeae. The record is from the annotation of a GenBank genome assembly.